Messenger RNA from Leptopilina boulardi, 10525 nucleotides. RefSeq names its product probable JmjC domain-containing histone demethylation protein 2C (gene Kdm3). The transcript has 19 exons. Gene Ontology annotation, molecular function: chromatin DNA binding; transcription coregulator activity; histone H3K9 demethylase activity. The record is from RefSeq and is a predicted model, not a curated record. Gene Ontology annotation, biological process: regulation of transcription by RNA polymerase II. NCBI's taxonomy places the organism in Eukaryota, Metazoa, Arthropoda, Insecta, Hymenoptera, Figitidae. The coding region runs from base 482 to 9061 and encodes 2859 amino acids. Gene Ontology annotation, cellular component: histone deacetylase complex; chromatin.
CCGCCCGCAGUGCGCGCUACGCGAUAUCAGUGGUCGGUCAUGUGUGUGUCACUUUCACGCUCACAAUUCUUAUACCUUUCGAAGUACUUUUAUCCUGCUAUCAUUAAUAUCAUUGGAUGAGUGUUAAUAAAAUUGUGUGUUACCUGAACCCCUGAUGACAAGUGACAACCCAAAUUAGUGUGUUGACGUUGGAUAAAGGGGUGGAGGUUAGAAACAACUGUGAAGCGAGGAAAAAUCAACCGAGGAUAUCGCGCAUCGACGUUAAUGUGUCAAGUUUUCUCUCUCUCUCUAUAUAUAUAUAUACAUAAAGUGAUUUUUUUUGUUUGGUGUCAACGUUAUAUAGCAAAACUCAACUGUUUUUGGUUCUUCAGAGAGUGACAAUCUGUGCUGUUAAAGUGCUCAUCUGUUGUUAUCGGCGCUGUUAGUUGCUAAGGAGCAGCGUGUUCUUUACACGAGUGCAUUUUAGUUGUCAUAUAAUAUUAUGGCGUACAAGUUUCGAGAGGAUAUCGUGGGAAAGAGAUUCCUCUCAGUGAGUGGUUUCACCAAGUUAAAGUUAAAUAAAGUCAGUGAAUGGGGUUGGCGUUCGGGGGUGAUUCGUGCAGCCAGCCACAGGGAUAAUAACUGUCAGGACCUACAGGUUUUAGUAGAAUACGACGAUGUAGAAUGGCAAAGAAGAGAAUGGUUAUCACCUCACAGGGAUGCGGUUUUUUCAUUUUUUCUCAUAGAAAAAGGUCUUUGUUGGGCCGAACGACCUGACCCCAGACACACCAGCCUUAUCGCUAUCGACCACCACAACCAUUCAAACAACAAUCAUCAUCUUCGCAUCAACGGAAAAUCAUUACGGGGAACUACCGCCGCUGCUAACACAGUUGCUUGGCCAGCAAUCACUUUCUAUCCACUCGUGGCACGUGCAGAACUUCCGGAGGAGUCAAUGCCUGUGGAAUUCAUGCAAGACCGUAGAUUGGAUUUUGUCGACUACUCAAAGCUCAAAGCAUUCACACAGGACUGGGAGUUAACGAAAGGUUCGACACCUUGGGGUAGUGCCGUCAGAAGAUGGGCAGAAAUGCAAGAUGGACAAAAAAUUUUAUUGACCACCCCAAGUGUACUUGUUGGAUUUAGAGUAGAAGUCUAUCGUGCAGAAGGUACCACUCAAUGGUACACAGCAGUCAUUGUUGGAUACAAUGAAUCGACAAAGGAUUUAACAGUGACAGACGACACAGUUCUCGAGGACCACAACGAGGAUCCGAGUCUUGUGCAAAUGCGCCUAAUUGGAGAUGGAGUCGUGGAGAGUAUUAUGCGAGGUGAGGUCGUCGGCAUGACUCCCAGGAGGUCGAGGUCAUCAACUGGUUUGACCCACACACUGGUCAUGCCACGACCUGGUCGAAGGCCAAGAGGACGUCCAGUAAAUGCAGCUCAGUUACAACCAUCCCUAAGGACCCAGAGUCCAGUUUCUCAACAACUAGAAAAAGAUAAAGGUAAUACACGCGGUAAUCGUCGAAGGCGCAAUAGUGAAAGUGCCAGUCGUGAGAAAGGCGAAAGAACUCAAGUUGAUUCAGAGGAGGCUCUGUCAGUGGGACAAGAAGAUCGGGAAAAUAAGGGACCUUCUGCAGGAAGACCAGGAAAUAGAACGCCAAGAACUGUUUUGGAAGAGGCAAAUCCAGCGCCUGGUAGUUUAUCGAAAUUACGACGUCGUGGAACAACAGUAAAGAGUCCAGUGGAAAGUCUUUCACAAAGACCAGUGAGAAAAAAACCACGGCCAGGUGGCGAACUAAAGCUCAGUGGGGAAUACGAGUCGGAGAAACAACAGCUGUUAGUUAAAGACGAUAAGAAAGAACGUCUCGAAUGUAGGUCUGAUGACGAAGGUGAGGUAGAGAAGGAGGAUCGUGACGAAGAGGAUGAAUGUUGUGAUCCCUUGAUAAAAAGGCUCAAAGCAAAUCCUACACUACGUAAGACAACAAGAUCCGAGAAAAAGGAUUUUGAACGGGAAAUUCAAGAUCCAGUUGAUGAAAAAGAACAUUUCAAGCAAUUGAAAAAGGAAGUCGUCUGUGACGGUGAGCGUGUUGAAAACGAGGAGAGUCAAUCCAGAGAACGUGAUCGGGAACCAGAACCGCCACCUACAAAUAACCUUGACUCUGGUAGAGAUACAAAUUUGACGGUAAAAUCUGAUCCAGAUACAGAAUCAUCGACGCGGGCUCUUGAGGAAAGAUUGGCAAAUGGUUUAAAGUCGGAUGAAGUUACCUCUGACGAAAAUAAACGCCUCGGGUGUACGUCACCUAUAAAUUGUACAAAAUCGUCGAAAAAAGAGGAAGAGAGAAAGGAAGACGACGAAGAAGAGAAGGAAAAAUCGCGAGAAUCUAGUGCACCAGGAAGGCCGGAUUCAAGUGUUGACGCUACUGAGGAUAGUGGUUUAGGUAGUAGUGCCAGAGCGGCAAGUGUUGAGUCCGUUGAGUUGCUCGAGUCCAGUAGUCAGGACUCAAGCUCCGUGCUGGAGAGACUGAGUCCGUUGCCAGGCGGCCGUGGGCGGCAAAGCCUGCUCCUGGAGGAGCAGGAACGCAGUCGUCACAACGAAAGCCCUGUCAUUUUAGCUGAAAGAUUAAAUAAACCACCGCCACCAAUUUCGAGUCAUCAUUUACAGUACCAUCAUCAUCAAUCGCUACAUCAUCAACAUCGUUUCUCAACUGGCAGUCCUGUGAUACAUCAGCAACAUUUACAAAUACCUGGAAGUCCUCAUCAUCAUCAUUUGACCUCGGCCAGCCUCCUAGAGGUACAACAGCAGUCGCUACCAUCGCAGGGAGGCGAUGAGGCCGGCCUCAUGGAGGUGGAGGCCGGGGCCGGAGUUGGUAUACCAGGCGGAGGCGUUCUCGGUGGCGUCCCUGCCGCUGGAACGUUACGUACUACCACCUACGGAGACAGUGGUUCUGACAGUGGGGUAAGCUCCCUAAGGAGUGCCGGUUCCGGUGACGAGAGAAGCGGUAGCCGUAGUUCUGCCCUUAGCGCCGAGGAAACGGCGCCUGCCGCUACACCGGCAAGGGUUUGGCACGUUCAAAGCGUUCAGCACACUUCUCUCCUGAUGGCCCAUCCCCAAGGUCCACCAAAUCCCGCGGCCAGCUCCACGUCUUCCACAGUUCCACCGCUCGGUUAUCAAAGUUCUGCGCCUCCUGGUCAUCAUCAUCCAGUUGUCGCGACCGAGAUGCUUUGGCGACCACCCAGAUAUCCACCGCCACUUCCCCAUGCUCUUCUUGCACCGUCGCAGCCAAGCCCCGAGGAACUUCUGGAGAGGGAUCGACACGAGAGAAUGCUUCGUGAGCGUCGCGAAGCGGAAGUACGAGAAUUGGAGAAGAGGGAACGAGAACGAGAACGAGAAGCGAAAAUGGAACGUGAAAGGCUAGAGAAACAAAGAGCAGCCGAGCAAGCUGUUCACAAACACUUUGAAGAAUCCCUUAGGCUAGCACAGCAAAAGGUGUCUUAUACUCCACAGAGAAAUAUGCAGUCAGCUUCGAUGGCGUGGAACAGCUUUAUUCCUUUACCACCUCCAGGGAGUCGGACACAUGGAACGCCACAUGGGGGAUUAACGCCUCACGGUCAUCAUCAUCCUGGUGCAGUGUCCGCUGCUCAUCCAGUAACGGUUGCUCAACAACAACAGCGGGAAAGAGAGGAACGAGAGGCACGAGAACGUGACCGGGAUGCUGCUGCUCGAGACCGAGAGCAACGAGAGCGUGAACACUUGGCAGCUGCCGAACGGUUGCACAGACAAGCAGAUGUCAGAGAUCAUGCUGCUGCAGCUCACCAACGAGCAGCUUACUAUGCAGCCACUGUACAACCCACGGCUCAACAGGUGUCGCGGCCGUCAAGUGUACCUGGAAAAGUGGAAUAUCCACCUCCAGCACACUCGAGAACGUCAAAAUCGUCACUCACAGUGUCGAGUCAUCACGAGAAGUCAUCGGUCGUUGGUCCACCUCACAGUGUACUACCGAAAGCCGAGCCAAACGUCAGUCUCUUUGGCUACUCAACGUAUCAGCCACAAUCCUACAUGCACGAGAUCAAAGUUAAAAGUGAUCUUCAAUCCCACAAGCAAUUACCCGGCAAGAGUGCAAACAUGACGGUGGUCAGUCACGAGAGGGAUCACCAUGGUCGGGAGAUUCAUCAGAAUCCACCGCCCCUAAUGUCGGACCAAAAAAGUUCCGUAAUCGUCAAGAACGAGGGUCGUGAACUUCCCAAGGCACCCACGCCGCAACAGCAGCAGCAGCAGCAUUCACCUAGUCUAAAAAUGAUGUCAUACAUGAACGUUCAACCGGUGACACCGCAACACAAACCCAGUGGUUACGAGUACCGAAGUCCCACCCAAAGUCCACAUCAUCAUCAUCAUCACAUGGAGAGUAUACAAGCCAAAAACAUCCCCCCAAGUCAUCAUCGACCCGGUGCAAACACGGGUCAAUUACCCUCGCCUCACGGUCAUCCAGCGCAUCCUCACAAUCGACAAUCACCACACGCUCAACAUCCCCAUCAGCCACAUCCAACACCGCCCGAGCCACGUUAUCUCAGUAGGCCCGGUCCCGAACCUGGCAUUCAAUAUGGAGCAAAAUCAGCCUAUUCGUAUCCUCAUCCACCAACCGCGUCAUCGACAACGCAUUACGCGGCACCACCCGCCGGUUCAAAACCAAAAGUCAGCAGUCCAGCGCCAUCGCAUAUUUACGGAAAACCCAAUUCCGGCAUUAUGACUGGCACACCGGUAUGCAGAGCGUCAGAUCCCGGCCCGGUGCCAGGUCCACUGCCGUUGACCUCGAAAGCCGGAACUUCGCCUUACCAACAAGUGCCUCAUCAUCACGGGGCGCCACCUCUACCUCUGCCACCACCAGCUCACAGUAGUAGGUCUGUUUAUGACUCGAGAGGUGGUUUUGCAGGCGCGGUAUCGGCCACCAAGUUACCUCCACCACCUCUACAUACCUCGCCGUCAACCGCUGCCUCGGCACCAAUGUCAGCAAGAGCGGUUGUUCAUCCCUCGCAUCACAGUAGUCCACAUCAUCAAACGCCAGUGGGACAAUCAAUUCCACCACAACAAUCAUCAUCAAUGUCGACUGCCUUCCAAACGCAACCACUCGAUUUGGGUGUCGAGAGAACGAGCUCACCGAAAAGAAAAGCGCCAACGCCUUCAGACGAUUGUAUCAACACUGGACAACAACCUGUGUCACUUGAAGUCUGCAAGAAACGUCGUGUCGAUGAACCACAACCACUGUCAUUGCAAAGUGUAUGUACACCCGUUUUAUCAAGGGUCAGCGAGCCUAGUCCUCUUAUUGCCUCUGCUGCCACGUCCAUCACCACUGUUGUGAAUACUGCACUCCUUGCACAACCCACCAAUCAGUCACAGGUGCCCGAUCGAGUAGUGACUUCAGUGAGUCCAGCACCACGAGCAGCAAGUGGUGACGAAUUAAUAAGACCAUCGAGCACCGGAAGUGUUAGCUCCCUAAAUCCCACACCCAGUGCAGCACCAAGUCCUGCUCCAAUUCCAAGUCCUGCGCCAGUUCCCAGUCCUGCACCGUCAGUUGCACCGAGUCCAGCUCCAAGUGCACCUGGCACGCCUGCCAAGGCAAAUUCCUCCACCACUGUUGACAGUGAAAAAUCAAAUAGUCCUGCACCAAGGCCACCAAGUAGUACCAAAUAUCCAGUGCAUAAAUUGAAAAAAGCAUGGCUCCAAAGGCACUCUGGUGAAGAUGGAACUGAGGAUACUACAGGUGUUGUUGGCAGUGGUUCAUGUGUUACAUUGCCACUUAAUAUUGCUCAAGCACCAUCGCAACCAUUGAAUAAUAAGGAACGAGAAACUACUACGUCCACUAGUUUACCGAGUGCUGUUAAUUCAAUUCAUAAUAUUGGAAGUAUGGCAGUCAAUAGUAUAAAUAAAACUAAAGUCACGGGCAAGAGCGGAAGAAAACCGGUAAAUAAAGAAACUGUCAAUGGACACGCUACAGAUACAAAAAGUUUACAAGAAGAUUCGUCCAGCAGCGAUCCAGAGAGGAAGUCGCCACCAAAAAGAAAACCACCCAAGGUAAAACGAAAGAAGGGGGCCGCUCGGAAACAGCAAGCGGUUGCAGAGGAUCAUCGACGGAGGAAAGACGACAAGCAGGGAGGAGGUGGUCCCGGGGCGGGGAGCGAAUCCAGUAACGAGAGUGAGGCUGGAUCGGUUAGCGACACCAGUGAACAGUUAGGCUCCGUACAACCUGCCUCAAGAGGGCGACAUACCGCCGCCAAUUCCAACAAUUCCUCGGGAAACGGUACCAAUAAAGAACCAAGAAAACGGGGUCGACGACCAAAGACCUCGAAGGGUAGCGACGUAGGCGAAGAGCAACAACCACGAUCAAAAAAAGAACGAAGAGACGAUAGUACGGGUGGUGGUGGUGGCGGCGCUGGUAAUGGUCCAGGAGGAGGUGGCAGUGGCAAAAGUGAUCCCUUUCGGAAGCCGUCGAUCUCGCAAUUAAAAAAAACCGGCGAAAGUUGGUUACAAGAUGGCAAUUGUUGUGAGGUCGCUCCAAAAUUAGCAAAAUGCCGCGAGUGCCGUAUGACACCUCAUCAACGCUCCAAAAAUCUUUAUCAGAAUAUUUUCUGUCGAUUCUAUGCGUUUCGUAAAUUACGCUUCACAAAAAAUGGACAAUUGGCUAUCGCGGGAUUCAGCGAUCCGCACAAAGAUGCCUCUGAUGAAGAUUUGUGGCUUUGGUCAUCGGGAAAAAGUUUAGCGAUCAAGGAGGAGAAACCUGAUAAGAAUGAGAAGGAAAAGGAGAAGAGUGAGAAAGAAGAACUAGAUUUGGAAAUGGCGUAUCGUCUUUUGUGUCAAGUUGGUGAUCAAUUCUGUGAUUUGCUUCAUCAGGAGAAGGACGCACUUCAGGAGCAUAUGGUUGAAGCGAGUUCGGGGGUUGUAGACGGAACUGUUGCCUGGAAACGAGUCGUUCAAGGAGUUCGUGAAAUGUGCGACGUUUGCGAGACAACAUUGUUUAACUACCAUUGGGCUUGUGGAAAAUGUGGAUUUGUCGUCUGCAUCGAUUGCUACAAGGGUCGCAAAAAUGGCACAGUUAAGAUCUGGGGCGAAAGUGGAAAGGACAGGGAUGACUUUUCUUGGUUACUUUGCACGAAUAGACAAGUUCACGAGCCUGCGAGGCUAAUGCUCACGCAAAUAAUCGCUGGCGAUAGUCUUGUGCAACUGGGUCAACGUCUUCACGAGUGUCGUUGUGAAUGGGGCAUUCCGCAAUACUGCAAUUGCUCGGUUAUCACUCAAGUCAAUGUGAAUGAAGUACUUAGAAAUUUGAUAAAAGGUGAUUCAUUAACUAUCAUGAACGGUAAUGUCAAACAAGAAUCGAAGGAGGGAAAGAAAAUUGAAUCGAACGGCUCGUCCGAGAACAAAACCAAUGGUGAGGAUAAAAAUUCACCGUUAAAUUGGCUCGCUGAUGUUGCUCUACAAAAUGAGGAUAAAAAUGACAGUGGUUCGAGUUCUGAUUCCGAUGAAGAUCGCGAUGGAAAUUAUUCCACUUUACGUGAAUUAUUGAUCAGGCCUAAUCAGUCGAAUAAAUCAAAUGGCAGUGGUUCAAGAUCUAACUCACCGACAAAUAAUACAAAUAAUUCGAAUAGUAAUUCUGCGCCAAAUGCAACAGUGAACAAUGUCUCAAAGAGUGGCAAAAAGUCUAAAAUGGAUACAUUGGAUGAGGUGAUUUCCAGUGUUAUUGAGCAUAGUGUGAAAAAAGAGAAGGAAGGAGGCGGUGGUCUUGACAACGAUGAGAAACCACGUGAAUUGAAACAUUUUGUAAGAAGAUACAAAUGGACUCAGAGAGGACGAGAACCUCUGCCAAUUAGAAUUAUGACAUUGACCGAGAGCAAGAGUCUUUAUCCGGACGUGCCCCAUGCGUGGUUAUGUGACGGUAAAUUACUUCGAUUAAACGACCCGAAUAAUCCUAAUAAUUACAGGAUAUUCCAAGAUCAAUGGAAACGAGGACAACCGGUGAUUGUUUCUGAUGUUGCCAAGGCCCUGGACAAAGAUCUCUGGCAUCCUGAUUCUUUUGGCAGGGAUUUCGGUGACGAGAAGAAUGAUCUCGUUAAUUGUAUGACUGGGAAUUUGGUGCCAAAUCAACCGAUGCGCAAAUUUUGGGAAGGUUUUGAAACUUUUUCCAAAAGAUUAAAGGACGAUCGAGGAAAUCCAAUGCUCUUGAAAUUGAAAGAUUGGCCACCGGGCGAAGAUUUUGCGGAAUUACUGCCGUCCAGAUAUGCUGAUUUGAUGAAAGCUUUACCACUCUCGGAAUAUACACAUCGAACGGGACGACUAAAUCUCGCGAGCCGAUUGCCCGAAUGUUUUGUGAGGCCUGAUCUUGGACCAAAAAUGUAUAACGCUUAUGGUUCCGCUCUACAUCCUAAUAAAGGCACAACGAACCUUCACCUUGAUAUUUCGGACGCUGUCAAUGUCAUGGUUUACGUGGGGAUUCCCAAGGACGGCGACAAUGACGAGCAUAUUAAAGAGGCACUAAGAGCAGUGGAUGAAGCAGGCUGUGAUAUUUUAACUCGUCGUCGUGUUCGUGAGCGAGGAGAAGCGCCAGGUGCCCUGUGGCAUAUUUAUCCUGCACGAGAUGCAGAUAAAAUCAGGGAUCUCUUGAAUGCAGUUGCGCUAGAACGGGGAGCUCGUCUGGAGCCUCAUCAUGAUCCAAUUCACGAUCAAAGCUUUUAUCUUGAUGGGCCACUUCGGGAAAGAUUAUAUCGUGAUUACGGCGUUGAAGGAUAUGCCAUAGUGCAGUGUUUGGGCGAUGCGGUAUUUGUUCCGGCAGGUGCACCACAUCAAGUUCGCAAUCUGCACAAUUGCAUCAAGGUGGCUGAAGAUUUUGUGUCGCCGGAAAAUGUAUCACACUGCUUUCAUCUCACUCAAGAAUUCCGAGCAUUGUCUGAUACACACAGCAAUCAUGAAGACAAAUUGCAAAUUAAGAACAUUAUUUAUCACGCAGUGAAAGAUUCGUUAACCGUCCUGUCCAAUGCGAAAGACGACGCUCUUUCAAAAACAUCAACCAAUACGGAGGUAAAGGUUAAGGAUGAAACGUAGCGCAAAUCCUUGAUCAGGAUCAUAAGAUCUGCUGUUCGUUAAAUAUUUGACCCUAAUGUGGUUAAAAAAAAGUACGUGCUCCGAAAGUCGCGACACUAUUUGUGUUUGUCGAGCGGUGCUCCUUAAAGCAAGUGAACGAUGGAAUAAUGAUUUGGAGAAGAUCAGAUGGAAAACGUUCCGAAGGAGAUCCUUCUUCACGAGGAUUGUUGAAAGGAGUUUGUGAUAUUGUACGAGUAGCUUGAAAAUUUAUUCUUUUUUUUUUUUUUUUGUUUUUUUUUUAUUGGCUGAGCCAAUUUUGAGGUUAUUCGUUAUUUCUUCCUUUGAGUUUUCUUCUACUUCUUCUUCUCCUUCUACUUCUCUAUUCUUCAAAUGUCUCUUUAUUAUCGGGCAAUGAAGUCCGUGAGAUUCUCAGUUAAUGUUGGAACGGGCCAUUUUGGCCCAGUGUCCAUUACCAUUGUGAUACCCGAUGGACUUGGAUCAUACAUUGUUUGUAAUUAAUUAUAUCGUGCCUGUAUCUAAUACACACUUGUCUAUAUGAUUAUAGAUGUAGAUAAACGAUAAUUUGUAAGAAAUUCCUAAAUAGCGAUUGCCGAUUUAAAAAAAAAAAAUUUUUUGUCUAUGAAGGUACUUUGUGCAAUUAGAAAGUCGUCGACGUUAGGCGGAUCAACGUUUUGUAUCGAUCUGUUUUUGUGUGCUCUCAUGGUUUGGUGUUCUCGAUGUUGUCUGGAUUCAGCGAAUGGACGAUAUCUUUUUUAUCUCUUUGUAAUUAAUGUGUUAUCGAGUGACUUAAAAAAAACACUGCCUAGUUUUUUUAGUGUUCAUUUCAAAAAACUUGUGAAUAAUUUGACUGUUUUGGUUUUUGAAUUUUUUUUUUUUUGUAAAUUCCUUCGGUCAAGAAAAAUAUCGUCCUUUCCGAAUCGUUUUGAACUAUGAGAUAAUUAACGGGAUCUUUGUAUAUAUUAUAUAAAUAUAUAUUUUACUGCCUUUCGCAAAUCUAAAAUAAACAGAAGGCCAAUUUAUUUCUAUGGAAAUAAUUAUGGAAAAAACCAAAAAACAAAUUCUUACAGUUUCUUGAUAUUGCAAAAAACUAAUAAAUUACGCUUUCAUCGUGAUAAUUUCGAACUUUAUAGAAGUAACAAUCGAAAAAAACAUGUGUUAUUUUUAUUCAACUGUAGGAGCCGUCUGAUGAAAGAAAUAAUUCGAUUCUUAUUAAUCGGUAGUAAGUAAAAAAGAAAAGAUAAUGCGAAUUUUUUAAGUGCCAAUGUUGAACGAUUUAGGACAAAAGAGAGAAAAUAUGAAAAGUAAAAUGUUUAGUAAAAGCACUUGAACAAAGAAAAAGUAAGAAAAACACUUAUUGAGAAUUCGCAUAUAAAUAAUGUAUAUCGAGUUCCUAACGUUCGACAGCCCGUAUCAAGUAAUUCACUCGACGUAACACAGCGAUAGUGCAAAAUUUUUUUUUUUUUU